Messenger RNA from Adineta ricciae, 228 nucleotides. Lineage: Eukaryota; Metazoa; Rotifera; Eurotatoria; Adinetida; Adinetidae. The record is from the annotation of a GenBank genome assembly.
AUGAUGAUAAUCCUUUCAUGGUAUAUCGCAACCCAAACAUCAACCAAUCAAUGUUUAAGACAAGAAGAAAAGAUGUUAUCAAUUGUUCAUUGUUGUGCAGCUGAUCAACGAACUAGUCUAAAAUCUCUUUCAAGUCAACAACUCAUUGAUAUUGCUUAUGAAAAAUCUUUACGAUGGCCUCAUUUUACUUUUGUUUCAAAUAAUUUUGUUCGCCUCUCGAGAAAUUAA